Molecule: messenger RNA, 1665 nt
Organism: Panicum hallii
Lineage: Eukaryota; Viridiplantae; Streptophyta; Magnoliopsida; Poales; Poaceae
Product: lipid phosphate phosphatase 2-like
Exons: 6
Coding region: 258-1541 (427 amino acids)
Biological process (GO): phospholipid metabolic process
Molecular function (GO): phosphatidate phosphatase activity
Source: RefSeq, a predicted model, not a curated record
UGACCCAGCUACCGUCUCUUUCAAAAGAAAAAAAAGAAAAAAGACCCAGCUAGGAGUACCAUCUACUGUACCGCGGGGGGAAAGCUGCCUACCGCCUGAAUGUCCUCAGUCCUCGCACGUCCUUCUUAAUUUACGCCUGCAGAAAAGAUGCUAUCAAUAGGCGGCGUCAGGCUUGUACCAAACAGAAACUCCGCAGCAAUUCCUCGCCCUCAAACAACCCCCAUGGGCCUGCCAUCAUCGCCCUCCAUGAUCCAGCAAUGUCCAUGCCCUAUAAGAAUGAUAUGACGCCGGUUAGCCCGACGAAUCUAUCGAAGAAGAAGAAGAAGAAAAGCCCGCCGGCGGCGACGACGGAAGCGCCGUUCGAUCGCGUUCGGUAUUGCCAGGUCGGGAGCGCGCCGGCGACGAUGGCGUCCAACGAGGCAAUGUGGGGCUCGACGAGCUCGGGCGGCGCGCCGGCGUGCGCGUUCCCGACGGUGCCGCGGGUGGCGCGGUCGCACGCGUGGGACUGGGUCGCGCUGCUGCUCCUGGUCGCCGUCGACGCGCUGCUCAACGUCGUCGAGCCGUUCCACCGGUUCGUGGGCGCCGGCAUGAUGGCCGACCUCGGAUACCCCAUGAAGGCCAACACCGUCCCCGUCUGGGCCGUGCCGGUCAUUGCCGUCAUUGCGCCCGUGGUCAUCUUCAUCGUCUUCUACAUCAGGCGGAGGAACGUGUACGAUCUUCACCAUGCGAUUCUAGCAGGCAUCCUAUUUGCGGUGCUGAUAACCGGGGUCCUGACCGACGCGAUCAAGGACGCCGUCGGCCGCCCGCGCCCAAACUUCUUCUGGCGCUGCUUCCCCGAUGGAAAAGCGGUGUACGACAGCAUCACUACAGGGGUGAUAUGCCACGGCGACCCAAAAGUGAUCAAGGAAGGGCACAAGAGCUUCCCGAGCGGGCACACCUCAUGGUCAUUUGCCGGCCUGGGGUUCCUGUCGUGGUACCUCGCCGGGAAGAUCACCGUGUUCGACCGUCGGGGCCACGUCGCCAAGCUCUGCGUCGUCCUCCUGCCUCUGCUCGUCGCGGCGAUGGUUGCCAUCUCGCGGGUGGACGACUACUGGCACCACUGGCAAGACGUCUGCACCGGCGGCGUCCUCGGUUGGUGUUUCUCGAACCAUACCGCUGCGCUUACCAGCGGGCCCUUUGCUCUCUGCUCUGAGACUCCCUUGAUCGUUGCUCUGCUGGUGCUGAUGGGUCCGUACAUGUUCUUGCAGGAUUGGUGGUCGCUUCAGUGUGCUACCUCCAGUUCUUCCCAGCUCCGUCAGACGAGAAAGGGUUCUGGCCGCACGCGCACUUCAGGUUCAUCACCGAGCAGGAGGAGGAGAGCCGAGGGCAGCGGCCUGCAGAGGCGGGAGGGCGCACCAGCCACGAGCUGGACGCGAUGGAAGCCGGCCGGAGAGAUCAAUUGUUGUAGCAUGAUCGAGCAGGCGCUGCGCGCUAGUGCAGGAUCAACGGUGUACAGAGGCCCCCCCACGUACGUAGCUCGUGUGAUUAUUUGCAGGCCGUAACUGACGCAGACUACUGACGCGAUCCAUCCACGUAUUUAUAAUCUGUACUCUUUGGAGCUUGUAUAGAUUUCCGAUUUUUUAUGUACAGCAAUCGAAAUUUAAUAAAUGGCGCUUGUCCUACAAA